Closterium sp. NIES-65 is the source of this 1749-nucleotide messenger RNA. Lineage: Eukaryota; Viridiplantae; Streptophyta; Zygnematophyceae; Desmidiales; Closteriaceae. The record is from the annotation of a GenBank genome assembly.
AUGGAGGGUUUAGAGAAUUUCGAGGAGGUUUCGUUUCGUUCCCCUGGUGGUCUUGUUUUCGAACCUCUUAGCGAGGAUGAGGAGGAAGGAGGGGAGUGUAGGGGUGGGAGUGAGAGAGAGGAUACGGGGGAAGAGGUGGUGGUAUGUGAGGAUAUAGGGGAGUGGGAAGGGACGCAGGAGAGGAGGAGGGGGGGAGUGAGGGAGAUAGAGAGAGAAGACGAGGUGGUGUGCGAGGAAGAGGUUUGGGAAAACUCGGAGGGGAGUGUGAGUGGAGGAGAGAGUGAGGGAGCGAGUGAGGUAGUGCGUGAGGGGGUGAGAGAGAUAGUGCGUGGGGGAGUGAGGGAGGAGGGGGUGGUGGUGUGUGAGGAGGAGUGUGUGGCAUGUGAGCUGGCAGUGAAGCAAAUGAGAGGAGGGAUAGGCUCCACCUCUGGCCCGACUGGGGCACCUGGUUUGGGCCGAAUCGGAGCAGGAGGCUUGGGGCAUGGCGUGGUUGUGGGGGGCUUGAAACGGGUGGGUGAGCGAGAGAGCCUUGAGACUCCUCCUGAGGAGGGGGGGGAUUCACAGGGGAGAGAUCUGCAGCAGGUGGUUGGGGGAGAGAGAGCGGCGGAGGAAGUGGGAGAGGGAUUGGGAGAGGGAUCGGGGGUGGGAGAGAGGUUGGAGGAGGGUUUACAAGGGAACUUGAUUUCAAACAGUGACGUUCUCAUGCAGAUGUACCCGGAGCUUCCAGGAAGGUGCGAAGCUGUGGCUAGUCCUGGUUGUCCUGCAGGGGAAGAGGGAAAGGGAGGGGACAGGGGCGGAGGAGGGGGUGUUGGUGCCGAUGCUGCUGGUGCCAGCGGUGCUGCUGAUGCUGACGUGGCAGCAAGCAGCGGUGCUGGUGAUGCUGACAUGGCAGCACGAGAUCCUGCUGGUCAUGCUUCCUCAGCACCGAGAGGUGGUACGGCGGAGCCGCUCCCCUCCAGACCUCCCCGGCUGCUGGCAGUGCUGAGUGUGGACGGAGGGGGAGUGAGGGACGCCAUCCCCACGCAGAUCUGUGUUCGCCUGGAGGCCAUGCUGCAGGAGAGAUGCGGCGAUCCCCACGUGCGACUGGCAGACUUCUUCGACCUCUUUGCUGGCACUGGCCGUGGUGGUCUGCUCGCCCUCAUGCUCACAUCACAGCGCCCCACAGGGCAGCGGGGCACCAGUGGUGGGGGUCUGCUUGCGCUCAUGCUCACUGCCCCUCACGGGGCAACGGGCCGGGCGGCCAUCAGGGCUCAGGACCAAGGAAAGGAGGUGUGCAAUGUCAUUCCCUGCUCUCUUUCCGUUAUCUCCCAUCUCGCCCUCCUCCCUCGAUUCCCCCAGGCACCAGUGGCGGCGGUCUGCUUGCGCUCAUGCUCACAGCCCCACACAGGGCGACGGGGCGGCCAGCCAUCACGGCUCAGAGUGAAGGUCCUGGAGCAGCUUCUGCGUCAUUUCCUCAGGCAGCUCUGUGGCACUUCUCAGCUACCUCACUGCACCGUUGUGUACCCGCUCUUCCCCCGUCAUUAUCAGGUGGAGGUCUUGGAGCAGCUUCUGCGUCAUUUCCUCAGGCAGCACUGUGGCGCGGCGGACCUCUGCCUAUCAGAGGCCGUCAAGCCGCUCCUGCUGACGUCAUAUGACAUCAGCACCGCCCGGCCGUACUUCUUCCUCAGCCUGCGGGCGUUGUCUGACUCGAGCCACGACUUCCCCCUUAUCCAGGCGAGUUGUGAGGGCGAGUUGGGUGGCGAGCUGUGA